AUGUCUCAUGUGGAUGAAGCAUCCCGCCAGCUGUCCAGAAGUGGGAAAAGCCUCUAUGCAGUGCUGGAGCUUAAGAAGGGCGCCUCGCCCGAUGAAGUAAAAAAAUCCUACAGGAAACUGGCUUUGAAGUAUCAUCCAGACAAGAAUCCAGGAGAUCCUCAAGCAGCAGAAAUAUUCAAAGAGAUCAACACAGCCCACGCCAUACUGAGUGACCCUACGAAGCGGAAAAUCUACAACCGGCAUGGCUCAUUGGGAAUAUAUGUAUACGAUCACUUUGGCGAAGAAGGCGUCAGAUACUAUUUUAUAGUGAAUAGUUGUUGGUUCAAGACACUUGUCCUCCUAUGUUGCCUGCUCACUUGUUGCUGUUUCUGUUGCUGCUGUUGCUUUUGCUGUGGAGCACUUAAGCCACCGUCUGAGGAGACAGCUAAGAGAAGCAAUCAACAGAAUGUCCGGAAUCAGCCUUCGAGAACAGGGUGGUAUGAGAAAAGGCUGGGCAAGGACAAAAUGAACCGGAAGUGUUAG
Messenger RNA from Trichechus manatus latirostris (Florida manatee), 522 nucleotides. It is a transcript of the gene DNAJC5G, whose product is annotated as DnaJ heat shock protein family (Hsp40) member C5 gamma. The transcript is spliced from 4 exons. Bases 1 to 522 code for a protein of 173 amino acids. The record is from RefSeq and is a predicted model, not a curated record. NCBI's taxonomy places the organism in Eukaryota, Metazoa, Chordata, Mammalia, Sirenia, Trichechidae.